CUCUCUCUCUCUCUCUCUCUUUCUCUCUCGCUCGCUCGCGCGCCUGACUCACUCCGCCUCACUGCGGCCCCAUUUUUGACGCGCGUGACGUCGCUUCCUUCCAACAUGGCGCAGGCAGCUCGCUGAUGGAAAACUGAGGGAUUUCCGUGUACAUUUUCACCCGUCUCUCUGCGUUGCCCUAUGCCCGUACGCUCGGGCCGCGUACAUCGGGCUUUCGGAGAAGAGCGCUACAUCCGGACCGACGUCGCGCAGCCCUCGGCUCGGGCGGGACACCGCUAUUUACUCGCCCCCCACCCCCCUUCCUGACGGUUCCAGCGCGUCAUGUAUGAAGGGAAAAAGACGAAAAACAUGUUUCUGACUCGAGCUCUGGAGAAGAUCCUGGCGGAUAAGGAGGUGAAGAAGGCGCACCACUCUCAGCUGCGCAAAGCCUGCGAGGUGGCGCUCGAGGAAAUCAAAGAGGAGACAGAAAAAUUGAGCCCGCCCCCAGGAGACAACAAAGCCGGCUCCAGUACCUUGCCGCCCGUCAAAUCAAAAGCCAACUUUAUUGAAGCAGAUAAGUACUUUCUGCCAUUUGAGUUGGCCUGCCAGUCCAAAUGUCCCCGCAUCGUCAGCACGUCCCUAGACUGUUUACAGAAACUGAUCGCCUAUGGCCACCUGACCGGGAGUGCCCCGGACAGCACAGCGCCCGGGAAGAAGCUCAUCGACCGGAUCAUAGAAACAAUAUGCGGUUGCUUCCAGGGCCCGCAGACCGACGAGGGCGUGCAGCUUCAGAUCAUUAAGGCCCUGUUGACCGCUGUGACCUCACAGCACAUUGAAAUCCAUGAAGGCACAGUGCUGCAGGCGGUGAGGACAUGCUACAACAUCUACUUGGCCAGCAAAAACCUCAUCAACCAGACGACGGCCAAGGCUACGCUCACUCAGAUGCUCAACGUCAUCUUCGCUCGCAUGGAGAACCAGGCGCUUACAAAUCACAAGAUAAGUUGGUCUUUGGCCUCCAGAAAGCGAGAGCGACAGCUCCAGGAGGCCAAACAGAUGGAGAAAGAGCGACACAGGCAGCAGCACCUGCAGCAGUCCCCCGCCAGCCAUCAUGAGCCCGACUCCCCCCGCCUCCGGCAGCACAGAGACCUGCCGGCGGCCAAGCGGCUACCGCCCGAGGCCGACGGGCACCUGGAGCCUUCGUACACUGACAAGCCCGCCCAUGAGGACCCGGAGCCUGAGAACGGGGGACACUUCUGUGGCGUGGAGAACGAGCAGACAGAGGCUGAUCAGGCCACCGCUGCAGCAGAGAGUAUGUCGAAGCAAGACGCAGACGGCAUGGAUGAAGAUGACACGCCGAACUACGAGGAGAAGGCCCAGGAGAUUGUGCAGAGCAUCUUGCAGGAAGUUGUCAAUACCGUUGCUGGCGACUCCCAGGAGACUGCGGGUGGAACGGAGAGUGCAGAGGGCACGCCCACCUCCCUGGAGGACGAGGCAGGGGUGGGCAGCGACAACGAGAACGUCCAUGCCAACGGCAUCCCUGGAACCCCCAUCUCCGCCAGCUUUACUCCGUCCCUGCCUGACGACAGGCUGUCCGUCUCUUCCAGUGACACUCAGGAAUCCGGAGUUGCCACAGGCCCCUCCCCAGGUGCUAAGUUCUCCCACAUCCUACAGAAAGACGCAUUCCUGGUGUUCCGCUCUCUCUGCAAACUCUCCAUGAAGCCUCUUUCCGAUGGGCCACCCGAUCCCAAGUCUCAUGAGCUCCGGUCGAAGGUCCUCUCUCUCCAGCUGCUCCUCUCCAUCCUACAGAAUGCAGGGCCCAUCUUCAAGACCAAUGAGAUGUUCAUCAAUGCCAUCAAGCAGUAUCUGUGUGUGGCACUGUCCAAAAAUGGUGUUUCCUCCGUCCCCGAGGUCUUCGAGCUCUCGCUUUCCAUCUUCCUAACCCUGCUGUCCAACUUCAAGACCCACCUGAAGAUGCAGAUUGAGGUCUUUUUCAAGGAGAUUUUCUUGUACAUUCUGGAGACGUCCACUAGCUCCUUUGACCACAAGUGGAUGGUCAUUCAGACGCUCACCAGAAUAUGCGCAGAUGCCCAGAGCGUAGUUGACAUUUACGUGAAUUAUGAUUGUGACUUAAAUGCUGCUAAUAUAUUUGAGAGGCUCGUGAACGACCUUUCCAAGAUCGCACAGGGCCGAGCUGGACAUGAGCUUGGCACGACUCCAGUCCAGGAGCUGAGCCUGAGGAAGAAGGGGCUGGAGUGCCUUGUGUCCAUCCUCAAAUGCAUGGUAGAGUGGAGCAAGGACCAGUACGUGAACCCCAAUUCGCAGACCAGCCUUGGCCAAGAGAAGCCUUCAGACCAGGAGUCCAAUGAGCCCAAGGCCCCAGAGACCAUCAACCGUUAUGGCAGCGUCAACUCCCUGGACUCGACGGCUUCCUCAGGGAUCGGCAGCUACAGUACGCAGACAUCCGGCACGGACAACCCUGAGCAGUUUGAGGUCCUCAAGCAGCAGAAGGAGAUCAUUGAGCAGGGCAUCGACCUAUUCAACAAGAAACCAAAGAGAGGCAUCCAGUACCUGCAGGAGCAAGGCAUGCUGGGUACCACCCCUGAGGACAUUGCCCAGUUUCUGCACCAGGAGGAAAGGCUAGACUCUACUCAGGUGGGCGAGUUCCUUGGGGACAACGACCGCUUUAACAAGGAGGUGAUGUACGCAUACGUGGACCAAAUGGACUUCCAGGGAAAAGAUUUCGUCUCGGCGCUCCGCAUGUUCCUCGAAGGUUUCCGUCUUCCCGGCGAAGCGCAGAAAAUCGACCGCCUCAUGGAGAAGUUUGCCGCUAGGUACCUGGAGUGUAACCAAGGGCAAACUUUGUUUGCUAGCGCGGACACGGCCUACGUCCUUGCCUACUCAAUUAUCAUGCUGACGACUGAUCUUCAUAGUCCACAGGUGAAGAACAAGAUGACAAAAGAGCAAUACAUAAAAAUGAACAGGGGGAUCAAUGACAGCAAAGAUCUGCCCGAGGAAUACCUUUCUGCAAUUUACGACGAAAUUGCCGGGAAGAAGAUUUCUAUGAAGGAGACAAAAGAAUUAACCAUCAAAUCCAAUAAGCAAAGCGUAGCCAGUGAAAAGCAGAGGCGGCUCCUGUACAAUGUGGAGAUGGAGCAGAUGGCUAAGACAGCCAAGGCCCUGAUGGAGGCAGUGAGCCAUGUGCAGGCACCCUUCACAAGUGCCACCCACCUGGAGCACGUCCGUCCCAUGUUUAAGUUGGCGUGGACGCCCUUCUUGGCAGCUUUCAGCGUGGGUCUUCAGGACUGUGACGACACUGAGGUCGCCUCCCUCUGCCUCGAGGGCAUCCGCUGCGCCAUUAGGAUAGCCUGCAUCUUCUCCAUCCAGCUGGAGCGUGACGCCUACGUACAGGCACUGGCUCGAUUCACGCUGUUGACUGCCAGCUCUGGCAUCACCGAGAUGAAACAGAAGAACAUUGACACCAUCAAGACCCUCAUCAUGGUGGCCCAAACUGACGGCAACUACCUGGGCAACUCCUGGCACGAGAUCCUCAAGUGUAUCAGUCAGCUGGAGUUGGCCCAGCUGAUCGGAACAGGAGUGAAGGCGCGUUACAUCUCAGGGACAGUGAGGGGCAAGGAGGGCCUCAUCACAGGCACCAAGGAGCAGACCUCGGACGAGUACCUGGGACUAGUAGGUACUACUGUGGACCGCAAGCAGAUAGCAAGUAUACAGGAGUCCAUCGGAGAGACCAGCUCGCAAAGUGUGGUGGUGGCUGUGGACCGGAUAUUCACGGGCUCUACCAGGUUGGAUGGCAAUGCAGUCGUGGACUUUGUCCGAUGGCUCUGCGCCGUAUCCAUGGACGAGCUGGCAUCCCCCACGCAUCCUCGCAUGUUCAGCCUGCAGAAAAUCGUGGAGAUCUCCUACUACAACAUGGGCCGCAUCCGGCUGCAGUGGUCCAGGAUAUGGGAGGUGAUAGGAGACCACUUCAACAAGGUUGGCUGCAAUACCAACGAGGAUGUGGCCAUUUUCGCUGUGGACUCCCUCAGGCAGCUCUCCAUGAAGUUCUUAGAGAAGGGAGAGUUGGCCAAUUUCAGAUUCCAAAAAGACUUCUUGAGGCCUUUUGAACAUAUCAUGAAGAAGAACCGGUCUCCCACGAUUCGGGACAUGGUGGUUAGGUGCAUCGCCCAGAUGGUGAACUCCCAGGCUGGAAACAUCCGGUCAGGGUGGAAGAACAUCUUCUCAGUGUUCCACCUUGCUGCCUCUGACCAGGAUGAGAGCAUUGUGGAGCUGGCUUUCCAGACCACAGGCCAUAUCGUCAUGAUUGUAUUUGAGAAGCACUUUCCGGCCACCAUUGACUCCUUCCAGGAUGCUGUGAAAUGUUUGUCGGAAUUUGCCUGCAAUGCCUCCUUCCCCGACACCAGCAUGGAGGCCAUCCGCCUGAUCCGUCACUGCGCCAAAUACGUGUCCGAUCGGCCCCAGGCCUUCAAAGACUACACCAGCGACGACAUGAACGUGGCCCCCGAGGACCGCGUUUGGGUGCGUGGCUGGUUCCCAAUCCUGUUUGAGCUCUCCUGCAUCAUCAACCGCUGCAAGCUAGAUGUGAGGACCAGGGGCCUGACAGUGAUGUUUGAAGUCAUGAAGACCUACGGUCACACUUACGAGAAGCACUGGUGGCAAGACCUGUUUCGGAUCGUCUUCAGAAUAUUCGAUAACAUGAAGCUCCCUGAGCAACAAACUGAGAAAGCCGAAUGGAUGACCACAACUUGCAACCACGCGCUCUACGCAAUCUGCGACGUCUUUACGCAGUACUUUGAGUCGCUCAGCGAUGUUCUCCUAGACGACAUUCUCUCGCAGCUCUACUGGUGUGUGCAGCAAGAUAAUGAGCAGCUGGCACGGUCUGGCACCAACUGCCUGGAGAACGUGGUCAUUCUAAACGGAGAGAAGUUCACACCGGAGACCUGGGACAAAACGUGCAACUGUAUGUUGGACAUCUUUAAAACCACCAUCCCGCACACGUUGCUCACCUGGAGACCUGCGGGUGCUGAAGGAGAGGCAGCUGCACAUCUGGAUGCAUCUGACAAACAGCUGGACUCCAUUUCCCAGAAGUCCUUGGACAUCCAGACACGUGCUGAAGAUCAGCAGUCUAUUGGCAGUGUGGAGAAGAUGUCCCUGGAGAACCGGCGACAGAGCCAAUUCAGCAUUGGCUCAGGCGCCUACGAGGACGGGCCCAGGGCUAGGACCCCGAUGAAGCUCCAGGAGCAGAAGAUCUUUUCAUCUCUCCUCAUCAAAUGCGUGGUGCAGCUGGAGCUCAUCCAGACCAUCGACAAUAUCAUCUUCUUCCCCGCCACCAGCAAGAAGGAGGAUGCGGAGAACUUCGCUGCUGCUCAGAGGGACUCGCUGGACACUGAUGUCCAUGUGGAGACCCAGGACCAGGGUGUGUACCGCUACCUGACCUCAGGGCAGCUUUUCAAGCUGCUGGACUGCUUGCUGGAGUCGCACCGCUUUGCUAAGGCGUUCAACUCCAACAAUGAGCAGAGGACCUCUCUCUGGAAGGCCGGUUUCAAGGGGAAGUCGAAGCCCAACUUACUGAAGCAGGAGACGAGCAGCCUGGCCUGUAGUUUACGCAUACUCUUCCGCAUGUAUAUGGACGAGAGCCGAAAGGCCGACUGGGAGGAGGUGCAGAAGCGGCUGCUCAACGUGUGCAGCGAAGCCAUCGGCUACUUCUUGACCUUGACAUCGGAGAGCCACCGGGAGGCCUGGACCAACCUUCUGCUGCUCUUCCUCACUAAGGUGUUAAAGAUCAGUGACGACAGGUUCAAAGCCCACGCAUCCAGGUACUACCCGCUUCUGUGUGAGAUCAUGCAGUUUGACCUGAUCCCGGAGCUGCGGGCUGUACUGCGCAAGUUCUACCUGCGCAUCGGCAUUGUCUUCAGGAUCUCGCAGCCGGUCAGCCAGGAGCGAGGCUCAGCGGGCCUCUAACGUUCCCAUGAGGGCCCGGAGCGGGAGGCUCUGGACCUGCAGAGGGUCACACGGGCCGGGCCAUAGCCGCAGGGAUGAAGCUGCUAUGGAGGGUCCCCUCUUUUUGAGUCCAUCCUUUACAAUGGUGUGUGAAUGGGGGAAACUCCUGCUGUCGCUGUGCCGGGGAAUUAAAUGAACCCCCGAUCCCUUCCCAACACCCUGCCCCCAAACCCACUGAGCCCCCCUCCCCCGCUCUGGUAGCUCUACAGCAGCAGGCCCCAUUAACGGUACUGGAAGCUUUCUGGGGUCUCCUGCUGAGCACGGACCUGCUGCCAGGAUGCAGACCACCCACAGCAUGGCCAGAAGGGCCUGUUGUUCUCUUUUGAACUACUGGAAGAAGGGCCUCGCCAUGUACAGUAGAAUAAAUACUUCACAGGAUUGUAUUGAUGAUUAUAUUCAUUACAAAUAUUAAAUUACUUUCUAACUUUCUGAAUGUUCGGAAGCCUAGUGUUUGGAAAGAACCUGUGUUCCUUGCCACCUCUUGACAUUGUUACUGCUGUCUGAAGAAUGAAAUGGAUUCAACAAAGAAACAAAUGCGAUCAGUAAUUAGUUAAAGAAGUAAUGUUUUGUGACUUGAUUUCUUUUGCACAGCCAAGGGCUAAUGUAAGCAUCAGCAGCCCUUUGGAUGAAAAUAGUUGUACGGAAACGCGGCUUUGUAAUAUACAUAUAUCUCCUAACACUAGACAUUGUUUCUGCAAUAAUUUUAUUUUGUUUCACUGAAUUUGCUGCACUUGUUUUAUUUACAGAAUGCACUGGGGACUUUAAUGUUUGUGAGAAUGCAUAACUUAACCCUUGCUCAGCUGGGUUGUCCGCUGAGGGCUGUGAUCAGUUUAUAAAAUGCUAACUGAUGAAAAGACUUAGUAAAAUUAUUCCAUUUUAUAUGUACAGAGGCUUUUAUUUAAAUGGGGGAAAACAAAUGUCAGUGACUGGGAUCCUCUUGAAACUGGAACUAAAGAAGAAUAAAUAAACACCUCAAAACUA
This is a messenger RNA of Scleropages formosus (Asian bonytongue), 6975 nucleotides long. RefSeq names its product ADP-ribosylation factor guanine nucleotide-exchange factor 1 (brefeldin A-inhibited) (gene arfgef1). Gene Ontology annotation, biological process: regulation of ARF protein signal transduction. The record is from RefSeq and is a predicted model, not a curated record. The transcript has 40 exons. Lineage: Eukaryota; Metazoa; Chordata; Actinopteri; Osteoglossiformes; Osteoglossidae. Gene Ontology annotation, molecular function: guanyl-nucleotide exchange factor activity. Bases 322 to 5955 code for a protein of 1877 amino acids.